AUGGCACCUGUCUUGGCCACGGACUUCCGGCCCACGCCGCUGGCCUUGCUGCGAGCCGCCGCCAAGCGCCAGGGCCUUGCCGUGCGCACGGCGCUGCUAGACAUCGAGGCCUGUGAUCCGCUGCCUCCGGCGGAGCUGGUGGUUGCCGCUGACGUCUUCUACAAGGCAGAGACCGCCCUGGCAAUGGCCCGGCGGGUAGCAGAGGCGUAUCUGCGGAAAAGUGCCCGGGACUCAGAAGACGCUAGCGGCCCUGGCUGA
This is a messenger RNA of Effrenium voratum, 258 nucleotides long. NCBI's taxonomy places the organism in Eukaryota, Dinophyceae, Suessiales, Symbiodiniaceae. The record is from the annotation of a GenBank genome assembly.